AUGUCCAAUCCAAAGGGCCUGGGUGUUCCCGUGAAUACCCCCUCCACAACCUCCAGCAAGAAGCCCUCUGCCUCGCAUGCCAAAGUCACCGCCAGAGACAUCUUCCUAUACAUCCCCAACUUGAUCGGAUACGUCCGGGUGGUCACCGCCAUCCUCUCGUUUGUUUGUAUGAAGAACCACCCCGUCUACACAUUGGUCCUCUACGGCAUCUCGGGGUUCUUGGACGCUUUCGAUGGCUGGGCUGCUCGUAAAUACAACCAAGGCACCCGCUUUGGCGCUGUGUUGGACAUGGUCACCGACAGAUGUGCCACCUCAUCCUUCAUUGCCUACUUGAGUUUGAUCUACCCCAACUACACCAUUGCCUGGCAGGUAUUGAUUUCGUUGGACUUGGCCAGUCACUACAUCCACAUGUAUGCCAUGCUUUCCAAUGGGUCCACCAGCCACAAGAACGUGGACUCCAAGCAGUCCAAGAUCUUGUCAUUAUACUACACCAAUAGAAAGUUCUUGUUCUUCGUGUGUCUUGUGAACGAGUUGUUCUACGUGGCUCUCUACUUGCACUACUACAACUUCUUCUGGUUGGGCACUGUCUUGGCCUGGUUGAGUGCUCCAAUCUGGUUCUUCAAGCAGUUUGCUAACGUGAUCCAAUUGCAGGGUGCUGCGCUCAUCUUGGCCAACAUGGAUGCUGAGGAGAAGUCCAAGUAG
Messenger RNA from Suhomyces tanzawaensis NRRL Y-17324, 702 nucleotides. Its product is annotated as CDP-diacylglycerol--inositol 3-phosphatidyltransferase. The record is from RefSeq and is a predicted model, not a curated record. NCBI's taxonomy places the organism in Eukaryota, Fungi, Ascomycota, Pichiomycetes, Serinales, Debaryomycetaceae. Gene Ontology annotation, molecular function: CDP-diacylglycerol-inositol 3-phosphatidyltransferase activity. The coding region runs from base 1 to 702 and encodes 233 amino acids. Gene Ontology annotation, cellular component: membrane; Golgi apparatus. Gene Ontology annotation, biological process: phosphatidylinositol biosynthetic process. The transcript has a single exon.